This is a messenger RNA of Ceratitis capitata (Mediterranean fruit fly), 5318 nucleotides long. RefSeq lists its product as uncharacterized. Lineage: Eukaryota; Metazoa; Arthropoda; Insecta; Diptera; Tephritidae. The record is from RefSeq and is a predicted model, not a curated record. The transcript has 22 exons. Bases 64 to 5193 code for a protein of 1709 amino acids.
AAAACCUUUUAUUUUUGAUAAAUUUAUGGCUAUUAAAAUAGUGCAAAAUUAUUAAUUUAAAUAAUGAAGUUUUACGCUGAAUAUCAUUAUGAUGGCGAUUGUGGUUUGGCGAAAGUUUUCAUGUCUCUUUCCGGUUGGGCCUUUUCGACAUUUUCUCUGGAUAAAUUACCAAAUGGCUAUGUUGAAAAUGAGCAUUUCGGACCACGUGUCGUUAAAUAUGAUUGGUUUCCAUUGUUAGUGGAGUUCCCAAUGUUGUUUGGGCUGUUGAUUGCAGCGGCAGUGACGGCAGUUUUAUUGUUAUUUUGGCUUUGCUGUAAGGUCAAAGGUCUGCAGAAAUGUCGAAAGAUAAAAAAUCGCUGCUGUCAUUGCCUUAUCACUUUGCUACUGAUAUUGUUGUUGCUACCGCUUGCCACUGGCCUAUACAUGACAUUUCGUACAAAUUAUUUACUACGAAGAAUUAAGGAUAACGUCAAGGAUUAUAGAGACAUAAAUAACUCUACUAUUCAGAAUUUAGAACACCAGAAAAUUGAGACCAAUUCGAAACUAAGAGCAGUAGAAUAUAAAUCUAACAGCGAAACGCUGGAUAAUAGAGUUAGCAAGUCGACGGCUGAGGUUUUAAUUGAGUGGCUGCAGGAUUUGGCACAUAAGGAGCAUAAGAAUUUGCAGACACUCAAAUAUCUAUACAACAAUCGAGAGCACUUCAGGCCAGCUGUAAAAGUGCUCCGUGACUAUGCGCUCAAGCUAGUGAUAUUUGGUGUAGAAAUGGAUGAUUUAUUUCGCAUAUUUUCCCGUGAGACCAUGAUGUUUCUAAGAACAAGCGCCAACAAUACAGCACUUAAAGAAUUGAAUGUGCCUCAGGAGAAGAGAAUAAAUGUGUGGCAUUUGCACUCACUAUAUCUACAAUUCGCAUAUUUAUAUGAAUAUCUGGAGCACUUAUUAUCCGCCUCUGAAAAUAUAUUACACUUACAAAACUCCCUUGCAGAGCUUACCGCCAACCCGAAUGAAGGCGGUAUGAUAUUUAAAGCUCAAACAUCGCGGGAUGCAUCUAGAGACAGUUCCACAGUUACAGACAGCAUAAGCAUACCGAAAAUCAUACUCUAUCUGGCAAUGGCUGCAUUUUUUCUCAAUGCUGCGCUCACCUACAUAUUGCUCAUGGCGGUUGGUUUUGGCAUUUUUCGUCAUUAUGAAGAGGCAAAUUGUCUGCUUAAAUUCUUCUUUUUCCUCAAUGUUUUGACGAUUGGUAUAUUAGGAGUACUCUCUGUUUUACAUUUUUUGUUCACCAUGGUAUUGCAUACGGGAAUUUGUCACAAAAGUAAUUUGUCAGCAUAUCGCUUAGCCUCGCCACCUAAGUGCCCUCCGGUUGGUGUAGCCGACGAAAGGAGUUCGCUUAAUUUUUCCAAUACCCAUGAUUAUGUGAAACAAGAAGAGUUUUUCAAUAAACUUGAACGCGUAUUACCAAGAAAUAUUUUUUGGAAUUUCACUGGUGGAGGCGGUCUGCUGAGCUCGAAAGACAUUUACCUCCAGAAGAAAUGGUUUGAGGACGAUAUCCCGCAUUUUCUAACCAAGAAAGACAUUGCACUACUCAAGAAUUUCAUGAAGGAACAUAAUGGGAUUGGCAAAGGCGAGGGCAAUAACUUUUUAUGCAAAUUAAAUUCAAUACCAAAUGCAAUUAAAAAUGAUUUAUACGAACAGAGGUUUUUGCCAAUCGCCAAAAUGCUUCACGAGGCGCUUACAAAAUUAGAACAUCGCGCACUUCUGGACGGUUUCGAAAAUUUUAUGGAUGUUCUCAAAAGCGUUAAAAGCGAAUUGGAUGCAUUUGAUAAAUUCUAUAAACUAUCAAGGGAUAAUCUAUUUAUAGUUUUGAAAGAUAAAAUCGGAAAGACUUUUCCAGAAGAAGUUAGUUCAUGCCCCAUUAAGUACCAACACAGUGAGAACACCGAAAUUUUAACGCCAGCGCUGCGGGAUGCGGACCAAGAUACGAAGUGUGGUUGCCGCGAGGAUUGGCUGAUGAUCUACGCCAUCGGCAGUGCUUUGUUAGUACUAACACUCUUUCUAGCCAUGAUACUGAGCUUGUUGCUGUACAAAUUUUACAAACGUGGACCGCCAAUUUUGUCUGGCCCGCAAGCGCGCGCUCUAUCCAAUGCGCAUGCGCAAUCGCAAGCAGCUGGAAGCGAACCUCCCUGUCCACAGGCUGUGAAUAAAGCAACUUACUCAACGACGCAAGAUAAAGACUGUAUUGUGGAUAUGAAAGGUGCUCAACCAACAAAUGCUAUGAAUUACUGUGAACCUCUUAGUGGUGCGAGUGCGAGCACCGGCACACCGUUGAUCAAUACAGUUAACUUUAUACCACCAGCUAUGGGUCCAUUUGGCUGCCAACCGUGUGCACCAGUUGUAUGUCCCCAACAACAAAUGCAUGCAGGUAAUCAAAAUCGAAAUGAUGGCGUUAUUUUACCGUUAAAAUGUCAAAGUAGAACUCAAGUGGAUUGCGCCGGCAGCAGCGGCAUAACGGAGGCACAAUUAGUUGGUGGUGGCACUACAAAAGACAAAACGGUAACGGUAAUGGUAUUCCAAGGGCCCAAGGAUCGCCAGCCAUUGGUCACAUACCCGUCUCCAGGAAAAUGUGAGAGGAAGAUAAAUCAGAAAAAAAGUAUGAAAUUAUCUGUUUUCAAAACACUGCCAGUUGUGCCCUAUUCAAAUCGUGAUCUCUGUGGCCUACCCUUGUCGGUGCGGGCGAUUAUUGAAGCAUUUGCAACUAGAGAGACUCUUGAUUUGCCGCGACAACUCACCGAAGAAUACGUUAAUUGCACCGGUUUGGGCUACAAGCUGCUGAACAACGAUUGGCGCGACUACUUUGCGCAAUUCCCCUGGCUUACAGCACUCUUAACGUAUACAGCGUUGCUGCCCAUUCUUUGCGUCAUCUGGUGUUGUCUACAAUUUCGACCGAAACGCAUCAGACGAUUUGAGAAAUCGCCGGUGCCAUCUUGGCGUUUUGUGCUUUCAACGGUGCUAUUUUUGCUGAAAAUCGUCUAUAGCUUUUUUGUGUGGUUCACAUACAAGUCCCAUCAAAAUCAUCCCACGCGAAGUCAUUACGGUUUGGAAAAUAAUGCCAACUUGGUGCGUCUGCUCUACGAUCAGACUUUGGACGUAAUCGAUCAUAUCACGACCGAGAACUCGGACGUGGUGCAGGAGUUUAUGAAGCAACUAGCUAAUGAUAUGAUAAUGAGCUUAAAUGCCUCCGCACCGCUUAUAAUAAAAAAUCCUGCUGGAAGUAUGCUCUUGGACAUCUCGGCGGAGUGUGCCAUAAUUCAACCCAUCAUUAAGGAUAUGCGCAAGGACAUGCAGGUUCUACUAGCUGAUAUUAUGCAGCUUACAGAUCUGACCAGAUUCUUCUAUAGAAACACCACAACUUUAUUGCUUCUGCGCAAUAUAUCAGAUCCAAAGUAUAGGGAUUUAAUUAGCAAUGAAAUGCAGGGAAAUAUACUAAAAAUUAUGACGCUGCUUAACAUCGAUAGAGUAUUGUCAAAUAUAGAAGACAUAGUUGAAAUGUCGCUUGGUUUGCCACGCUUACGAGAAGCUUUCGUAAAAAGCUUGGCAGACUUACACAAUUUUUAUGCGGCGUAUUUUACAAAUUUGUGGCAAGAAAAAGUAAAGGAAAUGAAUGGAAAUUAUUUAGCGAUGACCGAAGCUAUAAAUAAACUCAAAAGGGAUCUACCGCAGGAUGUUACGAUACAUUUGCCAAAUGAUAUUUAUUCAUAUCAAUUAUUUUUUUUAAUAAUCGCCAUGAUGAUCUCGUUGCUGUGUUGGCUUCAACUCGGCUAUGCUGUUUACCACACCGUUUAUAUGCGUUUUAAGAAGAGUAAAUAUAUUUUAGUGAGCAUUGUUGUUUUCAUAUGCCUUACAUCCAUAAUACUCUGCUUGAUUGCUUGUGUGAGCUUCUUUGUGGGCACAUCGUUCUAUAAUUUCAGGCAAGACACUGAGCGCCUCGAUAAUCACUGCGGUCUGGACACCAAACCCUAUUGCGAUGCACAAAAUAAAAUUCUCUCAACACUCGGACAGAGCAUUUACGGCGACGAUGCGGAGACAUAUACGGCAAUGGAAAUUCAAAAUCAACGUGUCUACGAGACGCUGCGUGCAGCACUCCCAAGCGAGGCUGGCAUUUCGAAUAUAUUGCAAAUGUUGCAUUUUGCAAACUUCAGUGCCGGCGUUUUUAAUUCUGGCGCCAUGUUUCGGGUUGUGCAACAGGAAUUGAAUAUGGAGAGUUGGUAUGAGGCGUACGAGCUGCUCAGCGCACAUGUGUCCGUCGUGGAGGGACCAAUUGGCAGCAAUAAAACCGUUUUCUAUGAGAAAAUGUUGGCGUGCAAUCUGCAUUUGAUGAGAACGCAUUUGUUUGAUACGCUGCUGAUGCAAAGUAUUUUUGAGAAAGUGAAUGAGCUCUCGAAAAAUGCCGAGCUGUUGGCUGCGCAAUUAAACCGGACGGAUAUGCGUGCGCUGUUGGGUAGAAGCUUGAGUGAAAUGCGUGAGUUACAUGAUUUCUUCGAGUUGAAAUUCAAGGAUUUGCUAAAUAAUAAAACGCAACGCCUUUUAAUGGAUUUCGAUUUGGAAAUGAUGUUAUACAUGAGUCAUGUGGCAUACAUGCCCAGUUGCAGGGAAUUCAAAAUGUCAAGUAUCGGCAUACCACGAGACCUCUACGAAUGUAUUGAGCGAUCCUUGCAUGGCUUCUGGAUUGGCGCUUUCAGCAUACUCAUACUACUCUUUCCCAUACUGAUCAUCUGCAUGUUAUUGACCUACCUGUACGAUAGAUAUCCUUAUGCUACACAAAGCGGCGCAAGCAGUAGAUCCUCCCAACGCGAUGGCGGUGGCACAAGCAGCACAGCUUCAGCCACAGGCAGCGAUGCUGCAAGCACCGGUGAUAGUGACCCAAUCGUAGACGACGAAUUUGUAGGCGAACCAAGUCCACCUAAGAGAGGUCCGCAACGCAAAAGAUCACGUGUCACCUUCGAAACACCACCAACAAAUGAUGCAUCGAGCAACUACAAAGUUGCGAGUGCACCACGUUCGGGAAGGGCGAAAAUUAGGGAUAUUAUUACUUCAAUAUUUAACUCUUCAGCUGGUGACGUUCCGACUGUCGUGGAAAGUAAAAUAAGCCAUGAAACUACCACCUCCGAGGAGUCAAUGGAAGUUGAGCUUGCUUAAAGAAAUAUUUUGGGGAAAUGCGGUUCUAAACAAAAUUGAUUUAAUUAAGAGUUUCUUACGAACUUAUUUCUAUUUUUAUUGUUAUUGAAAAAUAAAUAAGAACUGAAUGAUAACAGAUUCCUCAA